Molecule: messenger RNA, 944 nt
Organism: Tripterygium wilfordii
Lineage: Eukaryota; Viridiplantae; Streptophyta; Magnoliopsida; Celastrales; Celastraceae
Product: trafficking protein particle complex subunit 6B-like
Exons: 4
Coding region: 69-596 (175 amino acids)
Biological process (GO): endoplasmic reticulum to Golgi vesicle-mediated transport; regulation of GTPase activity
Cellular component (GO): trans-Golgi network; cis-Golgi network; TRAPP complex
Source: RefSeq, a predicted model, not a curated record
CUACAAUACAGAGAGAGAGCGUCGACAGAGGAACACCGAACACCAUCAGAGAGAGAGAGUGACUGAGAAUGGGGAAGGAGGUGUCUGAGAGCUGCGUGGAUAGUCUACUAACAGAAAUGGUUGCUUCCUACUGCGAUCGUUUCUUCGCCAAUAAGCCUGAGCUCGCCGCCCGCCGGAUCGAGGCAAUUGGUUAUCAGGUUGGCCACCAGCUCUCCGAACGGUAUACAAUGGAAAGACCACGAUUUACUGAUCAUUUAGAGGCAAUCAAAUUCAUCUGCAAGGAUUUUUGGUCUGAGGUUUUCAAGAAACAGAUAGACAACUUAAAGACAAAUCAUAGAGGUACAUUUGUCUUGCAAGAUAAUCAGUUUCGUUGGCUUGCACGCAUGUCGGUAGACCCUUCACUUGAAAAUAGUGGGGCAUCUCAAGAUCCUUCUGAUGCUAGUGAAAGCAAGGCGACACAAGCAACAAGCAUGCAUCUCUAUUUCCCAUGUGGAAUUAUCAGGGGAGCUCUUUCGAACUUGGGAAUUCCAUGUGCAGUUUCUGCUGAUGUAUCCAACCUUCCAGCAUGUUCGUUUGUUAUCCGGAUAAAGGCCUGAGUACCCGUUUUAUGGGAGUGGCAUUAAGGUGGGAUUCAAAGUUAAUGGCAGAUUUGAGGUUAAGCACUGCAACAGGCCGAGCCCAUCUUUUUCCUUCUGUUUUGUGUAGAGAUGAACUGUGAUUUUCUUUUUAUUUUACAUGGAAAUGUAUUGAAAUUGAGGUUCUAAAACCAAAUUUUCUAGUGUAAGACAAAGAUUCCGAGAAUAUUUUGUUUUUGAGGUCAGUAAACCUGAAUCAUUGUAAUAGUUUAGCCUAUGUUCAUUGCGUUUAGUUUAGCAUUAUAUUCUAUACCAGAGUGUACAAAUAAUACUUCUUGGUUUGCUAAGAUGAUAGCUUUUUCUUCCUGU